Messenger RNA from Conger conger (European conger), 3397 nucleotides. Its product is annotated as kelch-like protein 25. The record is from RefSeq and is a predicted model, not a curated record. The coding region runs from base 312 to 2183 and encodes 623 amino acids. Gene Ontology annotation, molecular function: protein binding. The transcript has 4 exons. Lineage: Eukaryota; Metazoa; Chordata; Actinopteri; Anguilliformes; Congridae.
UUUAAGGAAACUCUCAAUUGGAUAAAACACAUAUUACAUGAUCAUCGCUGUCAGGAUUGGGCAAAAGAUGUGUCAAUCAAGUACAAAUGCGCUUCCCACCGCGUUGGAUGCAUCUGCAGUUUUUUUCCCUCUCUCGUUUACAGGGAAACUACCAGCUGUGGAGACAAAGUAGCGAAAAAUGAUUACAAAAUUUGAGAAAUGAUACUUUUUAAUCAAACAGAACCCGUAUAUUGCUUGGAUCCCCGUUUAACAACACACAUCUAGUAAUAAGACCACUAACAGCCCAGCCAGUAGAGGCUCUGCUGGGAUCAAUGCAGACUCCCCCUCCGCUCCUCAGUGCCUGUGCCUGGGUCAACAGUUUUUGUCGGCUCAGAAAAUUGGCCACAGGUGAACUCCCGGAGGCCCAUGAAACGAUGUCGGUCAACGUCCAUGAAAACCGCAAGUCCCGCACCAGCACGGACUCCAUGAACAUAUCUCUGUUCCACAAGCCGUCGCACCCGGACAGCGUGCUGACGCACCUCAACACGCUGCGCAAGCAGUGCAUGUUCACCGACGUGACGCUGUGCGCGGGAGACCGCUCCUUCCCCUGCCAUCGGGCCGUGCUGGCCGCCUGCAGCCGCUACUUCGAGGUCAUGUUCAGCGGCAAGAUGCGGGAGAGCCAGGCCAAAGAGGUGGACUUCCGCGACAGCGUGCACCCCGAGGUGCUGGAGCUCCUGCUGGACUUCGCCUACUCCUCCCGCCUGGUCAUCAACGAAGAGAACGCCGAGUCGCUGCUGGAGACCGGCGACAUGCUGCAGUUCCACGACAUCCGGGACGCGGCCGCAGAGUUCCUGGAGAAGAACCUGCACUCCUCCAACUGCCUGGGCAUGAUGCUGCUGUCGGACGCCCACCAGUGCAAGCGGCUCUACGAGCUCUCCUGGCAGAUGUGCCUGCUGCACUUUGAGUCGGUGAGGGAUACCGAGGACUUCUACAGCCUCUCCAAAGACAAGCUGCUGGACCUGAUCCUCAGCGAUGAGCUGGAGAUGGAGGAUGAGCAGCUGGUCUUCAGCGCGGUGAUGCGCUGGGUCAGGUACGACCUGGACAGCCGCAGGGACCACCUCCCGGAGCUGCUGCGGGGCAUCCGCCUGGCUCUGCUGCCCUCCGAGUGCCUCAUCGAGGCCGUGGCCUGUGAGGAGCUGGUGGUGUCGGACAAGCGCAGCAUGCAGAUCGUGGAGGAGGCCAUGCAGUGCAAGAAGAAGAUCCUGCAGAACGACGGGGUGGUCACCAGCCCCUGCGCCCGCCCGCGCAAGUCUGGGCACACGCUCCUCAUCCUGGGGGGCCAGACCUUCAUGUGCGACAAGAUCUACCAGGUGGACCACAAAGCCAAGGAGAUCAUUCCAAAAUCGGACCUGCCCAGCCCAAGGAAGGAGUUCAGCGCCUGUGCCAUCGGGUGCAAGGUGUACGUGACAGGGGGGAGGGGGUCCGAGAACGGGGUCUCGAAGGACGUUUGGAUAUACGACACGGUUCACGAAGAGUGGUCCAAAGGAGCCCCCAUGUUGAUUGCUCGUUUUGGCCAUGGUUCUGCGGAGCUGGAGAACUGUCUCUACGUGGUGGGCGGCCACACGGCCAUUGCGGGCGUUUUCCCAGCAUCCCCUUCGGUGUCGCUCAAGCAGGUGGAGCGCUACGAUCCCCUCGUCAACAAAUGGACCAUGGUGGCUCCCCUCAGGGACGGCGUCAGCAACGCAGCCGUGGUCAGCGCCAAGCUAAAGCUCUUCGUCUUCGGCGGGACCACCAUCCACAGGGACAAGGCCUCCAAGGUCCAGUGCUACGACCCUCUGGAGAAUCGCUGGACCAUCGCGGCAGAGUGCCCACAGCCCUGGCGCUACACGGCCGCUGCCGUCCUGGGCAGCCAGAUCUUCAUCAUGGGCGGGGACACCGAGUUCACGGCGGCCUCAGCGUACCGCUUUGACUGUGAAACCACCCUGUGGAGCCGUGUCGGAGACAUGACGUCCAAGCGCAUGAGCUGCCACGCAGUGGCGUCGGGAAACAAACUCUACGUUGUCGGGGGUUACUUUGGAGCUCAGAGGUGCAAGACAUUGGAUUGUUAUGAUCCUACCUCCGAUAGCUGGAACAGCAUAACAACAGUGCCUUAUUCACUCAUUCCCACGGCAUUUGUCAGCACUUGGAAGCAUCUUCCCGCAUGAAAGCACUAUAUCAGGACUUCUAAUCGAUUGGAUGCCAUGUUGUCUGCCACAGAGACUGCUGGGGUUGGACUUUCUCUCCAAUGGUAGCAUGCGCCAGGGGUGUGGCUCAGCUGUGACUGGCUGUGCUUUCUGAUUCCCCCUCCCCAGCCACAGAGCAAUGGAGAAUCCAGGACUGCUGGAGUAUGGUGUGUCACGGACCAGCCCCUUCAACGCACAAAACUGAGACGACUCCCUGCCUGUGAUAGGCUGAUGCAUGACUCCUGACAGAUGACACAUAAGACAUUUUGCACCAUUUGAAUGGUGGGGACUCAUUAAGGUCUUCAAAAGGAUCAAUGCACAUCUUUAGUGAAUCCCUCAGUGAUAAGCCCUCAUCAACUGUAGGUGAAGAGUCAUCACUGAUCACUAAGAGAUAAAUUGCACUGUCAUUUAUAAAUUGCAUUUAAAAUGAGUCAGGUUAACCUGGUUUACAUUUCAGUGUCUGUGAAGAAACUCAGCAGAUUUUCUUUAUGAUUUUUUAGGAAACUGAACAUUUACUUGCAUUCCUUCUUAAAACACUGAAUGGUGAAUGUGUUGCAUGUACAUGUUUUGCUACAGUGUUAAAAUGGUCCCCCUCCUGUUCUCUGACUGGCUCAGUGUUUAAAGGGGUUUCAUUGACUGUUGACCAAGAUCCUGUGUGUCCAUUCCAGGGGGACCACCCUGUGCUAUCUCCACCAAUUUUAUGGUGACCAAAAAUGUCUCAACUAAAUCUUUAAAAAAAAUUACUCAAAAGGUAAUCUUCCAUUCUUGUCUGAACAACAAGAUGAAUUUCAAGUGAUUUUACUCAGUACACAGCCAUAUCUGGGGAAACACAAAGCAAUCUGAAACCCCCUGCUCAGCAUUAACAUGGAAUCGAUUUUGGUUUAAAAAGCAUUUUGAGAUUAUGGAAAGUAUUAAAGUGAAUGCAGUUAAUGUACGCAGUAAGUAUAUUAAGCAGUAUGGGAUUUGCAUUUGGCAUUAUGUUUGGUUGCAUACAGUAAAUUAUGUUUUAACUGGAUAAUUCUAUGAAUUUGAAUUUAGUGCUUUGGAAUAGUUUGAGCGAUUGAUUUACAUCAUGAGGCAGUGUGCAUUUUACAUACAUUUCAGAUGUUAUUGGCCCCAUGACCUGAAUCAUUGUGCCUAAUACUGGUAGAUGUCAGUAAUCACCAUGAUCUGAAUAAAUUGGUCUGGACAUUGUU